CUUGGCAACAGUGAGCAAGUCGUGUUUCGAACGGAAUGCGUGGUUCGCAGUGCGGUCGUUGCAGCUUGUGCAAGCUCGAAAAUUCUGACAGCGUAGACUCACUGGACUCCCUUUAAAGCCCCGCCGUGCAUGUAGGGCACCUACAAGAUACGCAACUGGGCACCGCUGAAUUGGACCGACAUCACCUCACUUCGUUCCAGUGGGACCCUGCGAACCAUGGCCGCUGCUAGUCCAACCCAGAGCUGUGGAAAACGAAGUCUUCAACAGAAACGCAACGGCAAGCAGUCGGCUGCUCAGUUGUCAGCUCAAAAUGGGUACUCACCUUCCAAGAAAGGGAAGACCAAGGAAGAAGCGCCUGCACCCACGCGCACUGCUUAUCCACGAAAACUGGAGUACGCUUCGACCAACUGGAAAAAGCUGCAAGAGGUGCUGAAGAUGAAUGACAAAUCUAAACCGACAGAUACUGGUGCCCAGCAGAAAUCCAAAUCCAUGGGAGUGGUCAGGCAAACUCAGCCACAACAACCUGCCACUAAGAAACCAGACAUAUGGUUCGACGGCGUGGAUCCUAUGCUUCUUGAGCCAGAAAUGGGGAUAGCAGCAAAAUCCAAGCUCACAGUUUCUAAUGGCCUGGUUAAGCAUGGUUCUUUCAACAAACCCACCCGAACUGUGGCCAUGGACUGCGAGAUGGUAGGUGUGGGCCCAGAGGGCAAAGACUCCAUGUUGGCAAGGGUUUCCAUAGUGAAUGUUAUGGGCCACUGCAUUUACGACAAGUUUGUCAAGCCCAUGGAAGAAGUGGUCGACUACAGGACGCCCGUCAGUGGAGUUCGGCCCAAGGACUUGGAAAAUGCCGAAGAAUUCAGUGUAGUGCAAAAGGAAGUGGGGGAACUUCUUGAAGGUCGCAUAUUGGUUGGCCACGCUGUUCACCACGACUUAAAGGUGCUGUUCCUGUCUCACCCUAGAAGGAAAAUCCGUGACACCAGUGCGUACAAGCCAUUCCGCACCAUGUUUGGUGGUCGAACACCAUCUCUGAAGAGGCUGUCAGAAAGAAUAUUGGGUGUCAAAGUGCAGGAAGGCGAACACAGUUCAGUACAAGAUGCACAGGCAGCAAUGCGUUGCUACACCUUGUACAAACGACAGUGGGAGGAAGACAUCCGGAUAGGAAGGCAGAGAGUGGCGCUACAAAGGACACAAGCAGCUGAACAGUCUUAGCACAUCUGCUGCUUACACUCUAAGUUAUCUUGUCACUCCUCUGUACAUAGCCACCUACGAAAUUAUACUUUUUUUUUCUUUUUCAAAGAAAAGUAUGUACUAUAAAGGCAAUGCUGCUGUUAA
Ornithodoros turicata is the source of this 1332-nucleotide messenger RNA. RefSeq lists its product as uncharacterized. Lineage: Eukaryota; Metazoa; Arthropoda; Arachnida; Ixodida; Argasidae. Gene Ontology annotation, molecular function: nucleic acid binding; 3'-5' exonuclease activity. Gene Ontology annotation, cellular component: nucleus. Gene Ontology annotation, biological process: rRNA processing. Bases 217 to 1209 code for a protein of 330 amino acids. The record is from RefSeq and is a predicted model, not a curated record. The transcript is spliced from 7 exons.